AUGUUGGGCCAGUUUUCUGGAUCGGUUAUUAGUCUUGCGAGCUCGCUGAGCAGCUUUCAUAGGAGGGCUGCGGAGCAGCAGGGAGGUUUAUUGAGCGGGGUGGACCCAACGCAGUUCAUAAGUGCUGAUCCGAUACGACUAUGGAUUGUCCAAGUCGGUAUCAUCGUACUGACUGCUCAACUUCUCAGCAUCGGGUUAAAGCGCCUCAAAGAACCCAAAGUCAUCUCAGAGGUCCUCGGUGGCAUCCUGCUUGGUCCAACAGCAUUUGGCCGCAUCCCAGGCUUCACACAGCACAUCUUCCCAGCGGAAUCCAUUCCCUAUCUCUCCCUCGUUGCUAACAUCGGUCUCGUCCUCUUUCUCUUCCUGGUCGGGCUCGAAAUCGAAACAGCUGUAAUCAAGAAAAAUGCACGAUACUCGGUACCAAUUGCCCUUGCUGGGAUGGUACUCCCGUUUGGACUUGGGGCAGCACUGGCUUUACCGAUAUACCAACAAUACAUCAACGAGGAUGAGGUUUCGUAUACCCAUUUCAUGUUGUUUGCAGGUGUUGCUUUUUCUAUCACCGCCUUUCCCGUACUUUGUAGGAUCCUCACUGAGCUGAAGCUUAUGGACACGACUGUCGGUAUCGUUGUCCUUUCUGCAGGGAUCGGGAACGGCAUCAUUGGGUGGACCCUCCUUGCUCUGUGUGUCGCACUCGUCAACGCUGCUUCUGGUCUCUCAGCACUUUGGAUUUUAUUGACUGCGGUGGCAUGGACGUUAUUCCUACUCAUUCCGGUGAAACGAGUAUUCAAAUGGUUUGCUCAACGAACGGGAUCCAUCGAGAACGGUCCGACAAUGAGUUUCAUGACCGCCACGAUCCUUAUGACCUUUGCAUCCGCGUUUUUCACCGAUAUUAUUGGUGUAAAUGCUAUCUUCGGUGGCUUCCUGGCUGGGCUAGUCGUACCCCGUGAAGGAGGACUAGCAAUCUCGUUAACCGAGAAGCUUGAGGAUAUGGUUUCGAUCAUCUUUCUUCCUCUAUAUUUUACGCUUUCUGGACUGUCGACGAAUCUGGGUCUGUUGGAUGAUGGUAUUACUUGGGGAUACACGAUUGCGAUUUGUUGUCUUGCUUACUUUGGCAAGUUCGGAGGAUGUUCGGUUGCGGCUAGACUUUGCGGAUUCAAGUGGAGAGAGGCGAGCACGAUUGGAUCUCUUAUGAGUUGCAAGGGGCUUGUCGAGCUUAUCGUCCUAAAUAUCGGCUUACAAGCCGGAAUCCUUACUCAGAAAGUCUUUUCGAUGUUUGUCUUUGAGGCGCUGGUGUUGACGUGCAUGACUACACCUGUCGUACAAGUCUUGUAUCCUCCAAGCGCUAGAACGCGGGCCAUCGGGGUCGGUCCAAAUUACAAAGCGUCGGGAGAAGAAAAGGGAUCUAUGGCUCGUCCGAGAACAGAAAGAGGGGAUGACGUGUGGAAGGCCCGGUUUACAGUUGUUCUUGAUGCAAUGGAGCAUCUUCCUGGGAUGAUGGCGCUUACGCAACUCAUCCUUCCUCCGCCUGGUGAGUAUGAUAAUGAGGAAGAGAGGGGAAAAGUGGACGAAGGGUUGAAGAGGAGGGGAGCUUCGUUGGGAAGCUCGAUUUCUCGUCCACCGAGGGCAAAAUCAAACGUUGUCGUUGACGCUCUGAGGCUUAUAGAACUUUCCGAUCGUACAUCGGCUGUGAUGAAGUCGACCUCAGCAGCGGACCACCUCAUUCAUACGGAUCCACUGCUCAAUGCGUUCAAGACGUUCGGCGAACUGAAUGACCUGAGCAUCUCGUCUUCGAUUUCGGUUGUGACUUUUGGUGACCUUGCUUCUCGUGUAGCAGAUCGCGCACGAGAUUUUGGUUCGCAGCUUGUUCUGGUUCCUUGGCUUCCGCCUUCUGCUCCAAUGGCUACAAGUCCUACCGAGGCUCCUCCAACAUAUGCAGCACCCGUAACACCCGUUUUAAGCUCGUUCGACAUGCUCUUCCGAACACAAACAAGCGAGAAAUCCACCUCUGUCGUUCACUCUCACUUUAUCCGUGCAGUCUUCGCCCAAUGUCAAACGGACGUUGCGUUGUACGUCGAUCGAACCAUGCCUUCUUCCUCAGACCACUUUGGUGUAAACCCCGCGACGGACGUACACAGUAAUCGAUUUGGUAGCAGGCACCAUAUCUUGCUUCCGUUCUUCGGUGGACCUGACGAUCGACUUGCGCUAAAGUUUGUAGUGCAGUUGUGUGCGAAUCGGAAGGUUAGUGCGACUGUUGUGCGGAUGACGAAGAGUGAGACUUGGGCGGAGGUUAAGAAGAUAGACGAUCGACUUGCGCUAGAGUUUGUGGUGCAGUUGUAUGGGAAUCAGAAGGUUGGUGCGACGAUGAAGAGUGAGACUGGGAUAACUGAAAUACCAGAUACAGUCUACGGUGCCUUCACAACCCAGGCACGCUUACAAUCCGAAACAGCCGACAACCUCGUCUGGGCACGUUACGCCUCUCCCUCACCCACCUCCGAACCCCUCCCACAACGUGUCACAGACGCACUUCAGCGGGUCUCCUUCCACGAACAAGUCUCCCCUACACCUCUUCACUCACUCAUAGACGAAGUAACUUCGCAACUGACACGUGCGAACUCACAUGGUAGGAGACUUGUAGUCGUGUUGGGGAGGUCUAGGAGGUUAUCUAUGGAGGAUCAUACGAAGGAGUUGAGGAAGCUUGUGGAGGUGCAUGGUGGGGGGAGCGUUGGUGGGGAGGUGAGGGAGACUAUUGGGGAUGUUGCGAGUGCGCUUGUGGUGAGUGGGUGUGAUGUGGGUAUUGUUGUUAUGCAGGCUGCAAAUCGGAGUGUUGAUGCAUAG
Fomitiporia mediterranea MF3/22 is the source of this 2835-nucleotide messenger RNA. RefSeq lists its product as uncharacterized. NCBI's taxonomy places the organism in Eukaryota, Fungi, Basidiomycota, Agaricomycetes, Hymenochaetales, Hymenochaetaceae. Gene Ontology annotation, cellular component: membrane. Gene Ontology annotation, biological process: proton transmembrane transport. The transcript has 8 exons. Gene Ontology annotation, molecular function: antiporter activity. Bases 1 to 2835 code for a protein of 944 amino acids. The record is from RefSeq and is a predicted model, not a curated record.